CGAUACUUUUCAUUCAUCGCAGGCACUAAUCGCCCGUGUAUGGCUGAAAUCCAAUUGCAGUGAGCGUAGAGAAUCCAAUAGGAAAAUAUCAAAAUAUUUUCGCGAAAGCACGGACUAUUAGCAGUGAAAUGCAGUGAAUUAAUGAAAUAAAAAUUACAUAUUUAACUGAUGAAACGCAAACGAUUGUUCGCGCUUUUGUGAAAAAGUAAAAUUCAUUUAUGCAAGCAUAAAGUUCAGAGUGUAUAGCGAUUAGAAAAUACCAUAUUUGGUCAGGGGAAGAAAAUUCACAAAUCGUGAAAAUACCUAUGCGGCUGGAAAAUACCAAUACACCAAAUUUAUUACUGUGCUCUACAAAUAAUAAACCGGUCAAAAAUAUGAGCAGUGUUUGAAGUUUGCAAACAAUAUUUGGAAGCAAAACAAAAAUCGUAAAAGUGCUAGUGUGUUUGAAAUCGAAAUAACUAUUUGAUAUAGAUAUUUUUGCGAAUUGUGUGUUUUUAUUUUGACGUGUAUUGUACGUGCAUUGUUUGUGUGUGAGUCAAUUACUCAAAAAUUGAAACAUCUUUUUCAUUUUGGCAGCGUGUCGUCGGCGCCAUAAUUGUGUUUGAAACCAAAUUUCCGUACAAAUUUAACUUCCAAAUUUCGUGUAUGAUAAAUGGAACUUUGCGAUUUCCUAACACAUAAAUAUACAUAUUUAUUUGCAUUUGUAGGAAAUUUAUCAUUAGCCUAGCAAUUGAACGCGCUUUUCCGACCGAGUUGGAAACGUUCACAAUUAAUAUAGCUAGCUGCUUGUACAACUGUUUGAACUGUGUCCGCAUUUUGGUUUAUACAAAUUCCUUCAUUCAUUCCGGCAAUCGGUAUUAACGCCAUCACAGCAAACAACUAUAAACGUACGUGUAUUUAGUUUCCGUGAUCGUGUCGUGAUUGCUCUAUUUGUAGCGAUUUGCUAUAGCGUACACCGUUUGCAUAUCGCCAGCAAAACAGUGACUAAUUGACAUUUAAUCACAUUGCAGUUUUGUUUUGUGCAAAUAAUUGCUGCAUUUCUAUUAGCCCAACCAAAGGCUUGUAUUAUCAACGCAAUACGCAUAUAUUUGGUAUUUAUAUAGUUCCUGCAGUGUUUUUAUUGUUAUCACACACGUUGUACCCGUCGUCAACGUCACAUUCACAAUAAUGGCUGACUUUGAUCUAAAUGUGGAUAGUUUGAUACAGCGGCUACUUGAGCCAUUUAAAAAGCAAAAAGAGGCUGAAGAGCAAGCGCAAAAAAUGCUCGUCGCACAGCAUAUGCUGCAACUGCAAAAGGAACAACAAAAAACUGAUGCACAAUCACCCAGCGAAGCGGAGGAUCUGCAGGAGCAGGAGCGUCGGCUGCUCGAACAGUUCGCUUUGUCGCCGCCAAGUGAGACGCUCAUCUCGGAGGAGGGCGAUCAAAUAACGGUACAUCAUCCGCGUGAGGAACCGAAGAAGUCGAAAUUGAAAUUGCGUGAUUUUUUCGUGGCCGAAUUUGUGCGCAGCUGUCGUGCCGGCAAAUCUGUACAGAUGUCCGAAGCCGAAGUACGCGGCCUCUGCUUGAAAUCACGUGAAAUUUUUCUACAACAACCCAUACUGCUGGAACUCGAAGCACCGUUAAUCAUAUGCGGCGACAUACACGGUCAAUACACAGAUUUAUUGCGUCUCUUCGAAUAUGGUGGCUUUCCGCCAGCCGCUAAUUAUUUAUUCCUUGGCGAUUAUGUAGAUCGAGGCAAACAAUCGUUGGAGACCAUCUGCCUGCUGUUGGCGUAUAAAAUCAAAUAUCCCGAGAAUUUCUUCUUGCUGCGCGGCAAUCACGAAUGCGCCAGUAUUAAUAGGAUUUAUGGCUUCUACGACGAGUGCAAACGCCGCUACAAUGUGAAAUUGUGGAAGACCUUUACAGACUGCUUCAAUUGCCUACCCGUUGCCGCUAUUAUUGAUGAGAAAAUCUUCUGUUGUCACGGUGGUCUGAGUCCCGAUUUACAGGGCAUGGAACAGAUACGUCGCCUUAUGCGUCCAACUGAUGUACCCGAUACCGGCCUUUUGUGCGAUUUACUGUGGAGUGAUCCGGACAAGGACGUGCAGGGUUGGGGUGAGAAUGAUCGUGGUGUGAGCUUCACAUUCGGUGUGGAUGUGGUGUCGAAGUUCUUGCAUCGACACGAGUUGGAUCUCAUUUGUCGAGCGCAUCAGGUUGUUGAAGAUGGCUAUGAAUUCUUUGCGCGCCGCCAACUGGUCACGCUCUUCUCAGCGCCAAACUACUGUGGUGAAUUCGAUAAUGCAGGCGGUAUGAUGACUGUGGAUGAUACGUUAAUGUGCUCGUUUCAGAUUCUCAAGCCGUCGGAGAAGAAAGCGAAAUACUUGUACAGCGGCAUGAAUUCAUCGCGACCCAAUACACCACAACGCAAUGCACCAUUAAUAGCAUCGAAUAAAAAGGGCAAAUAAUAUAUCCAUCCACUUCCAUUUCCUUAAAAAUUAAUUAAUUACUAUAUUAAAUUAAAAUUCGAGAAUAUUAAUGAAAAUGCAAAUAAACAACAACAACAAAAUAAACAAUGUAAUAGCAAAAACAAUAAGAAGAAAAAGCAAACGAAGCGCGCUAUCAGCAAGUAAGAGCGAAAAUUGAAAAUUAAAAUUGAAAAAAAUUAAAAAAAACAACAAAAAUAUACAAAAACUACAAAAAAAAAUAUAAAAAAUGAAGGAGUUAAACCAUGAGAUAUCAGCAAUUACAGCAACAAUAAUGCAAAAACAAUACACAGGUUACAAAGAAAAUGUGCAACAUAAUUUAGAUGAAAAAAAUAACAACAAAUACAAAAACAAAAAUAUAAAGCAACAACUUGCUAACGUUUACUCAGUAAGAUUUUAUUUAAAAGUAUAUUAAUCAUGCUUAUCAAAUGCCUAUACACCGUAACACACAAGUGUACACGGUCAACACAAACGAAAAUAUCUAUGUAUGUAUAUGUAACAGCUCUGUAUUUUUAUUCAUAUUAUAUUUGUAUGCUUUUAAUGAAGCCUAAGUAGUUUAAACAAUUCGAAAAUCCAAUUAUACAUUUAAAAAGAUUAAAGUUCAUGGCAAAUUGUUAUUGUUGCAGAAAAUUCAUUGUAAUUUAUGCCAAAGCAAAAAAGGUAAAGAAAAAAAAACGACAUUCAAAAUUCAUAAGUACAUGCAUACAAAUUUGUUAUAUAUAAAAGUGUAUAGUUGAAUGUGUGAAAAGCUGCGAGAAAUGUUCGAAGAUAAUGCGCUCUAAAUCCUGUUAACUACUGCGAAUUGUUUGUUGAAAAGUAGAAAGUAUAAUUAAUUUGAGUGCACUGUCAAAGCUAAAAACAAAAAAUUCGAAAUAACUGUAGAAAAUGCAUUUGGAAAAUAAAGUUUGUUGGUACAAAAUGUU
Molecule: messenger RNA, 3386 nt
Organism: Zeugodacus cucurbitae (melon fly)
Lineage: Eukaryota; Metazoa; Arthropoda; Insecta; Diptera; Tephritidae
Gene: flw
Product: serine/threonine-protein phosphatase beta isoform
Exons: 6
Coding region: 1168-2445 (425 amino acids)
Cellular component (GO): cytoplasm; nucleus
Molecular function (GO): protein serine/threonine phosphatase activity
Source: RefSeq, a predicted model, not a curated record